Vespa crabro (European hornet) is the source of this 6524-nucleotide messenger RNA. RefSeq names its product mitogen-activated protein kinase kinase kinase kinase 5 (gene hppy). Lineage: Eukaryota; Metazoa; Arthropoda; Insecta; Hymenoptera; Vespidae. The transcript is spliced from 22 exons. Gene Ontology annotation, biological process: protein phosphorylation. Gene Ontology annotation, molecular function: ATP binding; MAP kinase kinase kinase kinase activity. The record is from RefSeq and is a predicted model, not a curated record. The coding region runs from base 161 to 3022 and encodes 953 amino acids.
UCGAUUGUAAGCAAAUCAGAGCUGUUGUGAACAAUGGCGACGUUUCGACUAAAGUGACAUCCUGCUGGGCAAAUGUGUUUUUACACUUUAACGAUAACAUUCUUUUCUAGAUAUUAGUUACGGUCUUUAGGUAUUAGCGUUAAAGAUACUGCGGUUCACGAUGGCAUUAAACGCUAACGCACUGUCCAGUGACAUAAGUCGUAGAAAUCCGCAGGACGAGUAUGAGCUCAUUCAACGAAUAGGCAGUGGAACUUAUGGAGAUGUUUACAAGGCUAAAAGAUUAUCGAUGAACGAUCUUGCCGCCAUCAAGGUUAUCAAAUUGGAGCCAGGUGAUGAUUUUGCUAUCAUACAGCAAGAAAUCUUAAUGAUGAAAGAUUGUAGACAUCCCAAUAUCAUAGCAUAUUAUGGCAGCUACUUGAGAAGGGACAAAUUAUGGAUAUGUAUGGAAUAUUGUGGGGGUGGAUCAUUACAAGAUAUUUAUCACAUAACUGGACCAUUAUCAGAAAUACAGAUAGCGUAUAUGUGCAGAGAGACUCUUAUGGGAUUAGCUUAUUUACAUAGUAUGGGAAAAAUGCAUCGUGAUAUAAAGGGUGCCAAUAUAUUAUUAACUGAGGCAGGUGAUGUGAAAUUAGCUGAUUUUGGAGUGUCCGCUCAAAUUACUGCAACAAUAAAUAAAAGGAAAAGUUUUAUAGGUACUCCUUAUUGGAUGGCACCUGAGGUCGCAGCAGUAGAAAGAAAGGGUGGGUACAAUCAAUUGUGUGAUAUUUGGGCUUGUGGUAUAACGGCGAUAGAAUUAGCAGAAUUGCAACCUCCUAUGUUUGAUUUACAUCCAAUGAGAGCUUUAUUCUUAAUGUCCAAAUCUGGUUUUAAACCUCCAACAUUAAAAGACCGUGACAAAUGGAGUCCAACGUUUCAUAAUUUCGUCAAAGUUGCUUUAACUAAAAAUCCUAAAAAGAGGCCAACGGCAGAAAAAUUAUUGCAGCAUGCAUUUUUUCAAGGAGAAAUGAAUAAACGAUUGGCUUUGGAAUUAUUGCAGAAGGUAUCAAAUCCUAGUCAUAUGUUCACCGAUUUAGAAGCUGAUGAAGAUGGAGCAGUACCUAAUGUACCACAAAGAAUUGCUUCAAGGCAUACAGCAAGACCUAGGCCAAAAAGCCCCAUAUCGCAAUUAGAUAGUGACGAUUUAAUUAACCUCGAUGGUAGUACAUUACAAAGAGAUUCUAUAACUCCUUCGGUAGAUACUAAUCCAGCGUGGGAUAUUAUGGAUAUAAUGAAUAAUGUGAAGGCGGUACAUAAUUGUGAUGUUCAUCCUGACUGUGGAAUUGGCACUGCAUUUGAAGAUGUACAAGAAAAUUUUUCACAUACAUCCACUAAUCUUCAUGAUACACUUGGCGCAAAUGUUACUGAAGGUAACAGACGAUCACGCCGAAGCAAAACUGGCACAGAGAUAUUUCAUAUGAGUUUAAGGAGUCUAUUGCAGUACAUUGAUGAGGAGUUGUUGCUAAGGGGAAAUGCAAUGUCGAUGGUUGGUGGGCAUUGCGAUCAGCUAUACUCCCUGCAGGCAACACUUCCGCUUGGAGAAUCUUCAAACGAGUGCGAGGUACAUUGUGGAUACUACAAUAAUGUAUCUGGGUCUCAAGCAAGUCCUAGACGUCACAGUUCUGUAGACGAGUUAUAUGGCUUGGUAAACAGUUCUCAUUCCUUAACAGCUGUGAAUGGGCAACGUCAAAGGUCACUUUCAGAUAGUGGUCCUAGAGAUGAAUCUCUACAAUCUAAUGGAGAUAAUGAAAUAUCAGGAGAUGGGGAAAGGGAAAGUAUUAGUCCGGAUCUUUUAUCGGAUACACCACCUGUACCACCAAGAAGAAGGGAUAGAAAAAGGCAUACACCUCCAAGACCUAUAAGUAAUGGCUUGCCACCAACUCCGAAGGUUCAUAUGGGAGCAUGUUUUUCAAAGGUAUUUAAUGGUUGCCCUUUGAGAAUACAUUGUACAGCUAGUUGGAUACAUCCUGAUACAAGAGAUCAACAUUUACUUAUUGCUGCAGAGGAAGGAAUUUAUAAUUUAAACUUAAAUGAACUCCAUGAAACUGCAAUAGAUCAAUUGUAUCCUAGACGUACAAUUUGGAUGUAUGUUAUCAAGGAUGUCCUUAUGUCCUUGUCCGGAAAAACACCUCAAUUAUAUAGACAUGAUUUAUUAGCAAUGCAGAGCAAACAGACUCAUAGGUUCUCAUUGCAUAUGAACAAAAUACCCGAGAGAUUAGUACCUAGAAAAUUUGCACUUACUACAAAAGUACCAGAUACUAAAGGUUGCACUAAGUGUUGCGUCGGAAGAAAUCCAUAUAAUGGAUAUAAGUACCUUUGUGGGGCAAUGCCAGCAGGAAUAUUUUUAAUGCAGUGGUAUGAUCCUUUAAACAAAUUUAUGCUUUUAAAGCACUUUGAUUGUGCUCUCCCAUCACCUUUAAAUAUAUUUGAAAUGAUUAUUACACCUGAAAUGGAAUAUCCAAUGGUGUGUGUAUCAGUCAAACAACCAUAUCAACAAAAUAAAUUAAAAUUGGAUUUAAUUAAUAUGAAUUCUGGAGCAAGCUGGUUCCAUAGCGAUGAGCUAGAGGAUAUGGAUGGUUCAGCAACUGUGAUACCGAGAAGAGAAAAUCUUCAUGUCAUUAAUGUGACACAACUUGAAAAGGAUGCAAUACUUGUGUGUUAUGAAAAUGUAGUUAAGGUGGUUACGUUACAAGGAAAACUCAGGGUAAGCAAGAAGCAGAUGUCGGAACUGCAUUUCAAUUUUCAGAUAGAAUCAAUUAUUUGUUUACCAGAUAGCGUAUUGGCAUUCCAUAAACAUGGUAUGCAAGGUAGAAGUUUUAAGAAUGGUGAAGUUACACAGGAAAUUAGUGAUCCAAGCAGAACAUAUAGGUUACUUGGUUCGGAUAAGGUUGUAAUGUUGGAAAGUCAUUUGGUUCACACAGGCACAUUGACAGAGACUGAAGGAGCAGAUUUAUAUAUACUUGCUGGGCAUGAAGCCAGUUAUUGAGCAUCCUCUCUUUCAUCUUAUUAUGUAAAUAAAUAAGCCUAUCAUGCCGCAAGUGAAUUGUGAUUCACUGUUGAUUACAUACAAAUGCAAUGAUUUUACUGAAAAGAAUGUUGGAAAUUGGUAAGAGAAAAUGAUUACUAUUAGUUUUCCUGAUUACGAGUCACAAAAGACGUGACGUGAUAUAUUAAGGAGAUGUGUACACCAAUGAACAUAAUUUACUCAAUACUAUCUUGAAUAUAGUUGAUGUUAUGUAGACUAGUACACUGGCCAAAACAGUUUCUAAAAUUAGGUAUUUCUUUCAAUAAACGUGGACAAUGUCGUCGUAGUUGAACGAGAUACCAAAUUAGUUUAAAGCAUGUCGCAAUUAAAAGUAAAAACGGAAAAAAAGAAAAAAAAAAAAAACAAAAAAAGUAUAUCCAAAUGUGCCCUUUUGCCUGACAAAACAAAGCUUAUAUUAUUUAAAUGCUUUUCUUUCUUUCUUUAUUUCUUUCUUUCUUUAUUUCUUUCUUUCUUUCUUUCUUUUUUUUUUUUCUUAAAUUGCGUAUUUUUUUCACAAUAUAGAACGCAAUUGACUCAUAUAUAUAUAUAUAUAUAUAUAUUCCUUUUUUUAAUUUUCUGUAUAUUUCUUUUUCUUUUAGCAUGUAACUAACAGAAUUCGUAUUUAUUUAUUUAGAAUAAGUAUAAAUAUAGUGAUGAAAAACAAGUGUUAGCUUAUAUUUUUCAAAAAAAGAAUGAUACUUUCUUUCUAAGAUUAUGAGAAUUAUAUGCAAUGUCUACUUACAGCAAGCUUGCCAUAUUAUACAUAAUAUUCUUUAACGUCUGUAAAUUUCGUCUAAUACUUAUUCGAUGUAGUUACAAUAGCACGUGUAUAUAUACGCAUAUAUAUAUACAUAUAUAUAUAUAUAUGUAUAUAUAUUACAUAAUUUAACUAAUUAUAGAGAGAAGAAAAUACAACGAUUUAGAUACGAAAUAUUAAGCGAAUAAAUGGUAUAGUUCAUCAAUUCUAAAAAAAAAAAAGAAAAAAAAGUAAUACAGCAUAUAUAUGUAUAUUUUUCUGGCAGGAACUAUAUAAUGUUAUUUUCAAUAACACAAUAAUUAUAUAACGUUAAAGUAACAUUGAAAUAACCAUUAGUACAAACCUCUUUUAUUAAAGUUUUAUUAUUAUAAAUCGAAUAAUAUAGAAUGUAUACUCCCCCGGUAUAAGUUUUGGCUUGAUAGGCAUAGGGCUAUUUUGAAAAUGUCAAAUUUUAUUAAGACAUUGACAAGGAUCAGUGUCUCUAAUUUUUAAUAUUGAAAUACUAAUAAUAAUGCACAAUUUAUAUAAAAAAAAAAUUUGCUGUUGAUGAAAGUAAUCUGGAAUUAUUUUAUUAGCUUCAAAGAAUAUAUGUUCAGAUUAAUCCAAUUUAUAUAUUUAAGUUUAAGAGAAAUAUUCUGUUGAUAAUUAUGCGGGAUAUAUUAUCAACGGUUAUAAUUAAUAUUUGCGAAUAGCCUUAAACGCAAUGUGGUUUCAAAAAAAGUGAAGAUGAAAUCACAAUAUUGCUCAAUAUUAUUUAAUGAUUAAUAAAUGUUAGCCGAAUAUUACAUUAUAAUUAAAAAUCUAUGAACAUAAUUUAUUCCUUUUGAUCGUGGAUAUAAUUUUAUGUUCAUAAUUAUUAUAAUGUGAUAAUAAAGUAUCAUGCUUGAAAAUAUUUAGGGGGAAAAAGAAAAAAAAAAAAAAAAAAAAAGAAAAAAAAUGAAAUUUCUUGUAAAAUUGACUUAAACAUUCGGAGAAAUGAAGUUUUUCAUUUAUGGUAUAUUGUAUAGAGAGAAGAGACUAUGUCUCGUAAGGGGGAAGAGUGCUGGAUUGAAUAGAUUAUAAAAAGUAAAACAAUAUUUUUAUCAUUAAGCUGUCGCAUUAAUUAAAAUUUCUUUUUCCAAUCGGUUCAAGUUGAUUUGAUUUUAACAAACGCGAUUUUAUAUUUAGUCAACAAAUAAUACACAUUUUUAGAAUUUUUAGAGUCUGAGUCUAGUCCAUAUUCGAUUUAAUCUAAUUAAUAUACAUAAAACAUAUUAUAUUAUAUAAAUUAUAGUUUAGGAAUUGUCUUAUUGUCCUUUUUGCCUAUUAAAUUCCAUUUGUGUCCUUAUGUAUAAAGAGAAAAAAGACAAAAAAAGAAUAUAUAAGUAUAGAGGAAGCCGUGUGGAAGAAAAAAAAAAAAAAAACAAAAAAACAUGCAUCAACGAAACUUAAUUUUUAAACUAACUUAAUUUUUAGAUCACAUUUUAGAGACAGCUGAAUUGACUAGACUACAGUCUCUACAAAACGAAUAAGAGUGAUCAGCAUUUUUAAGGCAACUAGCACAAAGUGAUUAUGAAAACUUAACACACGUAACUAUUACAAUUAAGCUAAAUAUGUCAUCAAUUUUAAUUAAUUAUUACGAGUCAUUGAUAAUAAUUGUACAUUUUUUUCUUUCUUUCUUUCUUUCUUUCUUCCUUUUUUUUUUUUUUUUUUUUUUUUUUUUUUUUUUUUUUUUUUUUUUUUUUUUUUUUUUUUUUUUUUUUUUUUAACUCUCUAUAACGCCACAUAAUUCUGAAAGCCACGUGCACUCAUAAUACAUAUCUAUUUUAUUUCAACGUUACAAAAUAUUUUACUAAGUAUAAGUUAUACUUAGUACGUGUAAUAUAGUUAUAUUAUAAGUUUUACAUUAUAUAAAUAUUUUUUAUGAAUACAAAGUAAAAAAAGUAUGAAAGAAAAUAUAGAAUUAUAGAGAGUUAACUGUAUCAAAUAGCAGCAAUUAGUAAAUUCGUAUGAAUUAUUAUUUUGUUUGAGCAUAGUUUUUUUUAUUUCAAUUAAUUGGCAUAAUUCCAAGUCGAAAGAUUUAAGUAGAAGAUAAUAUAACGCUGAAGUCCGCGAAUAUAUUUAUACAUAUAUUAUUAUCGUAUUAGCAUCGAUUUGUUUCGCAUAUUUAUUUAUUUUUUCCGCAUUAUAUGAAAAAAAAAAAAAAUAAUAAUAAUAAUCGAAGGAUAAGAUAGAACAAACGUGGAGAAUUUUCUAUACACACACAUAUAUAUAUAUAUAUAUAUAAAUGAUCUUUCGUCAUCGAAGUCUAGCACUUUUCCACCUCUCCUUUUUUUUUCUCUAUUUUCCAAUUCAUAAUAUGGUGUAUGUGCAUUAAUAUUUAUUAGCUAUGAUAGAAGUCAGGCAUACGCAAUAAUGAAUUAAAAAUAAAGGAAAAAAUUACAGGAAAUAAAAAAAAAAAAGAAAAAAAAAAGAAAGAGAAAGAAAGAAAAAGAAACGGAGAACAAACAGAAAGAGAAUUGUGUAAAAAAAAGUAUUGUCGAACGAAACGAAGAAGAAAAAUUAUCUCUGAGAUGUUGAAAUAUUUCGGUAUUUUAUAUGAAAUUUUGCUCUGUACAUAGGAUAUAGACGACUGAAGAAAGUAUUAUAUAUUAUCAACAAAAUUUAUUAUUAUUAUUAUUAUUAUUAUUAUUAUUAUUAAUAAUAAUUAUAUCGUCAUUAUUAUUA